Molecule: messenger RNA, 1458 nt
Organism: Effrenium voratum
Lineage: Eukaryota; Dinophyceae; Suessiales; Symbiodiniaceae
Source: the annotation of a GenBank genome assembly
AGACUGGCUCAAGCGAAGGGCCGAGCCGAAGCUGAAAAAUAGGAACCGAAUUCGAUUCCCGGCCCUCACCAUGCCGCAAGAUUCUCUGGACUCGCAAAUGGCGAACAAGCAGGGCACCGCUGUGGAGGACGAAGACGAGCCAGCAACCCAAGCCCUGGACGAGGAUGACGUCAUCAUCAUGCGAACCUACGGUGUUGGCCCCUACGUGGAGCCCAUCAAAGUGGCCGAGAAGGAAGCAAAGGAAUACAUCAGCAAGAUCAACAAGCUCAUCGGCGUGAAGGAGUCGGACACCGGCCUGGCGCCCCCCAGCCAGUGGGACCUCGAGGGGGACAAGCAGAUGAUGAAGCAGGAGCAAGCGCUGCAGGUGGCCCGUGUCACUAAGAUCAUCGACCCCGGCACCGAUGACACCAAGUACGUGAUCAAGAUCCGUGAGUUCGCCAAGUUCGUGGUGGGCCUGGGGGAGAAGGUCUCCGCCACGGACAUCGAGGAGUCCAUGCGCGUGGGCGUGGACACCUCCCACGGCGGCAAGUACCGGAUCCAGAUCCCUCUCCCGCCAAAGAUCGACCCCAGCGUCACCAUGAUGACGGUUGAGGAGAAGCCGGACGUCACUUACAACGACGUCGGGGGCGCUAAGGAGCAGCUUGAACGCCUCCGCGAGGUGGUGGAGAUGCCUUUGCUGCAGCCGGAGCGCUUUGUGGCGCUGGGCAUCGAUCCUCCCAAGGGCGUGCUGCUGUAUGGACCCCCCGGCACGGGCAAGACCUUGACCGCCCGCGCGGUGGCCAAUCGCACCGACGCCUGCUUCAUUUGCGUCAUCGGCUCGGAGCUGGUGCAGCGCUACGUGGGGGAGGGCGCCCGCAUGGUGCGGGAGCUCUUUCAGCUGGCCAGGACCAAGAAGGCAUGCAUUCUCUUCAUCGAUGAGGUGGAUGCCAUUGGCGGCUCCCGCGGCGGAGACGAGGGCAAUAGCGACAGCGAGGUUCAGCGCACGAUGCUGGAGAUCGUGAAUCAGCUCGAUGGCUUCGACUCUCGGGGGAACGUGAAGGUGCUGAUGGCUACGAACCGGCCCGACACCUUGGACCCUGCGCUGCUGAGACCCGGCCGCCUGGAUCGCAAGAUCGAGUUCGGGCUGCCGGACCUGGAGGGCAGGACGCACAUCUUCAAGAUCCACGCCAAGACCAUGGCCAUCGACCGGGACGUGCGCUUCGAGCUGCUGGCCCGGCUGUGCCCGAAUACCACAGGUGCCGAGUGCCGCAGCGUGUGCACAGAAGCGGGGAUGUACGCCAUCCGCGCGCGCAGGAAGAGCAUCUCUGAGAAGGACCUCAUCGAUGCUAUCAACAAGGUCAUCAAGGGCUACUCCAAGUUCUCGUCCACUCCGAAGUACAUGGUCUACAACUGAGGGGUUUGAGUGCGAAGUCCGAGCGCCCGGGCCAGACUGAGCGAGUUCGGAGGAGACUUGGGUGA